AUGCCUUCUGUCACCACCCUCAUUGAUGACAAGGUUCCCCUCAUAAAGUACGACAACACAUGGGAACCAGGUACAUCUACGGACGACCCGCUGGCUGACGGGUAUUAUCUCGGUACAUUCACCACUAACAAUGUCACCAAUGGCGCCGUAACGUGGUCUUUUAACGGAACUGCAUUCUGGAUAUAUGGUGCCAAACGAACUAACCAUGGCACCUAUACCGUCACUGUGGAUGGCGCAAGCUAUGCCAACAUCGACGGAUAUUCUGCCGUCAAUCUUUUUCAACAAGUACUCUUUAACAAGAGUGAACUUACCCAGGGAAUGCAUACUAUCGGAUUAACAAACACGGGGACGGGGUCUCUAUACGUAGACAUUGAUUUGAUUGUGUGGCAGUCUGAGGUUGGAGGAGCGGACGAUCAGUUGGUAACUCAAACGGUACAAGAUACAGACCCCGGUUUCCAGUAUCAGGCUCCUGCAUGGAAUACAAAUCCACCUAGUGUCAAUUUUUUCAACAAUGGCACCGGCCACUCCACUAGUACUUAUAAUGCCAGUGUUACCUACACUUUCACCGUGAGCAGUGGCCAUUUUUCCCAGCGAGUAACUGAUCUGAUUUUAUUUCGUGAUGUGAUAUCUCUAUACGGCACUGUCGGGCCGCAAAACGGACCAUAUUCUGUGCAACUGGACGGAGGAGGAGCUGAGACAUUCAACGCCACUGCAUUCAUGUACUAUCCGCAGACCAUGCUAUACCAUGCCGAUAAUCUUGGAUCAGGGAGUCAUCAACUCACAGUUACGAAUCUCCCUGCGCAGAACGGUCAAUAUUUGAAUAUUGACUAUGCUGAGGUCUUGACGUUGUCUAGUAACUCAAACUCUCAGCCAAGCCCCCAGCCAAGCACUGUAGACGCUGCCAGCACCUCAAGUAAAAUUGGUGUUGGACCCACCGUUGGAAUCGUGAUACCUGCCGUCGUCGCUGUUGCUGCUCUUAUUGUUGCUGUUAUAUUCUACCGUCGAUGGAGAGCCGCGCAAAUAUUUAUACGGCAUCAUGAUAUUUACAGGAUAGACAGCAGCCCUCGACAUAACGCAGGUCCAGCACCCAUGGUCUCAGUGCAGCCUACACCUCUUGACACGAGCGAAACCAGCAUCAUCAGGGUUGAUCCUAUGUCAACCACGGGUUUGAGUACACGCAGGUCGUAUCAACAUUUAGACCAUGGACGUCAGCUUGCACAGGCUUCGCAGCCACAACGGCCACCACCGCAGGCAACGUCGGCAACUCAUAAUCGUGCUAUAUCAGAUGUUACUCAGGAUUCUCACGUCCCAUUUAGUGACGUCUCGAUUAUCGCCAGUUUGGCUAGCACCCAACAGUUAUCGUCAAACGGCACGCUUUUAGAUACUCGUCGUCUCCUAACAGUACCUAUCCCUGGAUUCGAGGACAAGGAUCCAUCUUCAUCAUCAGUAGUUGUCGGACGACCGACAGUACCGCAACAUAGCCGGACCUUGCGGGACGAUAGGACGAAUGAUAGUAUGGUGGAUGGUGAAAUGCCCCCACCGAACUAUCGUCAAGCUACAAGCUGA
Serpula lacrymans var. lacrymans S7.9 is the source of this 1566-nucleotide messenger RNA. RefSeq lists its product as uncharacterized. The transcript is spliced from 9 exons. The record is from RefSeq and is a predicted model, not a curated record. Lineage: Eukaryota; Fungi; Basidiomycota; Agaricomycetes; Boletales; Serpulaceae. The coding region runs from base 1 to 1566 and encodes 521 amino acids.